AUGAUUGAGACAUAUAGCACUUGGACCCAUCACGGGGAACAAUUAGACAUUGCUUCGUCUUCAAGGGCCACAAGAGUGGAGAAUGUUGAACCUAUUGUGGAUCCUAAUGAACAAGUCAUGGAUAUUCUAAAUGAUGCUUUUCCAUUUGCAUCGACCAGCAGCAAUCAAGAGGGGGAAGAUGACGUGCCUACAUUAAUGGACAGUGCAGAGCUCGAACAGUAUGAAAAACUAGUACAAAAUGCCAACCAAGAGUUAUACCCGGGGUGCGAGAACUUUUCUGUUCUCACGGCCAUUGUGGAGCUAAUGCACGGAAAAAUAAAGUAUCGUAUGUCGAACCUGUGUUUCGAUUACUUUUUAGGGGUUUUUAAGAGAAUGCUUCCAACGGACAAUUGUUUGCCGAAAGACCACCGACAGGCGCAAAAGGUGUUGAAUGGUCUUGGAUUGGGUUAUGAAAAAAUUCAUGCUUGCAAAAACAAUUGCAUGUUAUUCUACAAAGAGUAUGAAACAUUGGAUACAUGCCCUAUAUGCAAUGAGUCAAGAAUGACUAAGAUUCCACAAAAAGUCAUGCGUUAUCUGCCCUUGAAACCUAGGUUGCAUCGAUUGUAUAUGUCGAAGCAUAUUGUCACAGAUAUGAGAUGGCAUAAGGAAAAACGGGUAGAUGAUGAUGUGAUGUGGCAUCCUGCAAAUGGGGAAGCAUGGAAAGAGUUUGAUCAAAUGUUCCCUGAGUUUGCUGCUGAUCCCUGA
Messenger RNA from Prunus armeniaca (apricot), 744 nucleotides. The record is from the annotation of a GenBank genome assembly. NCBI's taxonomy places the organism in Eukaryota, Viridiplantae, Streptophyta, Magnoliopsida, Rosales, Rosaceae.